AUGAAGACCAUUGAAGAAAUACUGGCCGAAAGGCCAAAUACCGAUCCCUCACAGCUGGUUCAAUAUGUUGGAACGGUGGAGGCAUAUGAUAAGUGGGCGGGGGUAUACGAUACAGACGGGAACUUUCUUCAGCGCCUCGACACCAUUGAAAUGCGUGCACUACUGCCGAUAUUCCUGGACCGCGUGCAUGCCCGCUUCCAGGCCCCGGCACCGGCCAAGUCAGCAGCGCGACUGACGCUGUUGGAUCUCGGCUGUGGCACGGGAAGGAACACAAUUCAACUACUAGAGGCACUAGCGCAGUAUCAAAAGCAGAACCAGACCGAUGCUACUUCCGCGCCCGAGGUAAACAUCGUGGGUCUUGAUGCGUCUCCGGGUAUGCUGGAGGUAGCGCAGAGCGCAAUCCAAUCUGCUGUGCAGCGAGACGACCUCAAAAACAGCCCGGAAGUCUCGCUUGGUAUCAUUGAUUUACUUCAGCCCGCUACUACACGGGCGCAGUUACCUCCGGCGCUACAGAGCUCCGGCGCAGCUGGGGUGAUUUCCACGCUUGUGCUAGAGCACAUUCCUGCGAAGGAAUUCUUCCAGGCUGCGUCGGCCACUAUGCUCCCUGGAGGGUAUCUACUGGUCACCAACAUGCACGCUGACAUGGGGAUGCGAAGUCAGGCUGGGUUCACAGACCCGCACACGGGGAUCAAGAUCCGGCCGACGAGUUACUGUCACUCUAUCUCGGAGGUGUUGGCCGCGGCUGAGCAGACCGGGUUCCUGGUGGAAGAUAUAGUUGGCCAGGAUGGACAGAAUGGGGUACUGGAAAGGGAUGUAGAUGAACGGCUCGUCGAAAAAUUGGGCGCGCGGGCAAAGAAGUGGGUUGGUAUCAGGGUGUGGUUUGGCAUAUGUUUCAGCAAGAAAACAUAG
Penicillium canariense is the source of this 909-nucleotide messenger RNA. RefSeq names its product class I SAM-dependent DNA methyltransferase. The record is from RefSeq and is a predicted model, not a curated record. The transcript has 2 exons. Bases 1 to 909 code for a protein of 302 amino acids. NCBI's taxonomy places the organism in Eukaryota, Fungi, Ascomycota, Eurotiomycetes, Eurotiales, Aspergillaceae.